CCCCCUCACAGACUACCUCUCUCUCCCUUAUCUCUCUCAACCUUUCCUCCCUCAUCUCUCUCCUAUCAUCAUCGUCACCACCCCGCACCAGCCCUCACUCUCCCUUCCACAGUCUCGGUUUCUCAUUCCCCUUCUUCCAGCUUGUCUCCCUUGCUAGUCACCCCACCGUCGUCGUUCGCGAGCUCCAAAUAACCGGUCACUCUCCUGCAAACUCGGCCAUGGGUUCACCUCUCAUCUCUCCCACGGCUCCGACAAUAACCACCACCCACGCCAGCUCCUCCAUUCUCCAUAACUCUCCGCAUCUGCCACUCUCCACAGCCACCAUCGCGGCCACCACUCUUCCCUUCUUGGCCAACCUCCAGAUCUCACCAUCUCUCGCUGCCAUAGCUCCGAACCCAGCCACCAGCCCUCUCCGCCUCCACUGUUCAUUCAUCAUCUCUCCCAACUCCCUCAUUCUUUCCCUCAUCUCUCUUCUCUCAUCCAUUUCCUCAGACCACCCUUUGCAACCCACCUCCGCCGUCCUCACUCUCACCCAACUCCCCCUUCUCUCAUCUUCCCUGUCACCUGCAACUCCACAGCAACCUCCACGUGACCACCUGCAACCACCACGACUCUCAGAAACCGCUGGAGCACCCUCAGGCUCACUCACGGCCAUCAUUCUCCGCUCCAGAUCUACCCGCAGGUACCCCCCCCUCAGCAACAGUUUCAUCUCUGCCUCUCCACACUCUCUCGGCUCAGUUCGUUUGCUGGGGAGCUGGAGGCCGAAUACAACACAACAGCUCCCUCCUCUGUUCAAGCACAACACCAAUCCUCCUGUUCACAGUAGCCGAACACAGCAGCAGCAGCAACCACCCAAACACAACUCCGACCACCCUGCUCUCUCAUCUCUCGGCAUCGCAGACAAAGGGCAUCAACGAUUCCAGUCGCCGGAUCGACCAUCUGAGGCCACCACGACGCUCUUGGCGAAGUUCUCUCCAAGUUUACUAGGGUGGAUUGUCGGUGGGAUCGAGUUGAAUUUCUCCCCAGGUUCAGGGGAGUUGAGUUGGAAACCCUGCGGGUGUAGGACCGAUAUUCAGUAGGGGCUUUCCAGUAGUCAGUUAAGAGAGACGAAUUUACUGGCAUCUCCCGUCAUGUGCCUUGAACACCCACUGUCAAGGAACCACUUGUUCUUCAUCAAAGAGAUCUAUAAGCAAGCUUGCAAAAAGAGUUAGGUGACUUGUUUUGGUACCCAAUUUUCCUUGGGUCCUAGGGGGUUAGUGUUCUUGAUCAACCAUACGUACUUCUUUUCUUUUCCUCUAUUUCCUCUGAAAGGACAAGUGAAGUGUGCAUGACCCUUUCUUUCACAGUAUAAGCAAGUUUUAUUAACAUGCAAAGGGUUUGGUUUGGGUGAUGGGUUUUUGCUUGGUAAAGAGUUUCUGUUGACACAGAUUUGUAAAACCAAUAGAUUUAGAUGAUGAAAAACCAUAACCUAAACCUUCUUUGAAGAUCCCAAAUCUUUGAAUUCCAAGUAAUUUCUCAAAAUUCUUUUUCCCAUUGGUAAACUUAUCAAUAGUUUUACUUUGAUCCUCAAUUUCCUUAUUUAAAGACACGUUUUCCUCAAAACUCUCAUCAAUUUGAUUUUUCAAAUUUUCAAAUUUCUUUUGGAAAAACUCACGAUCUAUUCAAGAACUUUUAGCAAUUUCUUCAAUUUUUGUACCCAAAGAUGCAUUUUCUUCAUUUAAAGUAGAACAAAGACAUAUCUAUUUUUUGCUUGUAUUUUGAGUGUGUUUCUUCACGAUGUUUAUUUCUCCUUUUAGUUACAAUUAACUCAUCAUAAAGUUUCCUACAAUUUUGUUGACCUUAUAGGUCACGCCCGGUUUUGAUUAUGACAAAUACUCAUUGUAUCUAAUGAGUAAUUGAGACUUUAUGCAGGAACUUAAAUUGACAAAUCAUAAUGCACAUGGAGAGAGUGAAACUUGAAGACCAAUUCACGUUUCUAAUUGUAAUACAUAUCUAGUUAUGUAAUUGGUCUGUAAUAGUAAUUAGGACUUUACCUGUAAUAAUCAUCACACACAUCACAUGCAUGGUCUAAUAGGUAAGCUCAGGCCAAAAAUGAAUCAUAACUAAAACUAGACCUAGAAAAGACCUAAGACACUCACUCUUGCACUCACAUAUGUUAGGCAUAUUGAAUAGGAUGCUUGUGAAUCAAAACAGGAUCGAAAUGCACACUUUGUGUACUUUCUAUCGACCAGCCUAUGCAGUUCAUUCUGCCCUGGUCGACUGAAACCGGUCUGGGUCAACAAAUUGACCUUGUCCUGGUCGACCAAAACCUCCUGAAAUCAACAUUUUGACUUCCUAGUUGACCGAGCCCAAAUUGUAUUCAAACUGUCUGGUCGACCAAGGGUCUUCGGGAGAAAUCCCAAUGGUCUGGUCGACCGAAUCGCUUAGUUCAAAAUCAACCUGGUCGAUCGAACCUCGGUAAAAUGGAAAAAUCUCCUCGGACAUGUACGUCCGGUCGACCGAGUCUCCAGCUCAAAAUAUGCCUGGUCGACCGAACCAUAUGAACUUCGAUCGACCGAAAGGAUUCUGGUCGACUGGGUCUCUCGGGUUGCCUUGCAUUUUUAUCAGGGUUAAAAUAUUUAAAACAUCAUUAAUCUUUUCUAAUAAUCUUAGCUAUGUCCCCAAUGGUUAUAUUUCAUGGGGUGUCUAUAAAUACCCCUUCAUUUGGGAAAAUUAGCAAUUUGAUUAGCAGAAAAAAAUCAAAAAUUCUCUUUCAAGCAAAAUAAUAUCUACUACUCAUACUCUUUCUCAAAAUCACUCAAACUUACCUUCUCAAGCUCCUAAAUCUUCUAUAAGUGUCUUGAGUUUUUUUGUAAUUAGGUUUGCUCUCUCAUUACUUGUGAUUGAAUUGAUUUUCAUUGAGAGCUAAACCUAAGUGUUCUUAGGGGGCUUUGCUCAUAAGCCUAUCCUGGGAAGACUUAUCUAAGCUUCUGAGUGUUGCACUCGUAUUGCAAUAUCUUAGGAAGCUUGUAUUCGUUUUUGGAUUGCCAAAUCAUUUCAAACUUACUCAAAUAUCUUGUGGGAUUUACAUUGAUAUAUUUGUGAAAAGAUAUCUGUGUUUGUGAUAUUAAUCUUUGUUGCAAUAUUUAUUCAAGUACGUGUCAUUUGCUGAAUACAAAGAUUACAUAGCUUUUGCAAACCAAGCAUAUACACUAUACUGAUUGACAUACUUGAGACUCACUUGACAUCUUGUGUGAACACGUUUAAUUGAAUAUUUUGAGAUACACAGAUUGUUGUUGACACUCUCACGUACUGACUACACUGAUAGAAAAUACAUUUGAGAGUAGAACUAUUGGACCACACUGAGCUUAUGUAUUAAAUCAUUUGUGGUGUAUAUGAUUGAACGCAUUUUGGUACAUAUCUGCUUUACUUGAAAGCACUUUUAUCUGUACCAUUUGAUUGUAAAAUAUGAGUGUUUCCAGGCGUGGCCUGAGGGGGCAGUAAUCCAGCUCGGUAAGGAAUGUUGUAAAGGUUUAGGUCAGCCCUGUGCUAAUUGACCUGGUUUGUAUCGGUGCCGCUCCACCCGUUUAAGUGAGCCAAUUAUAGUGGUAUUCCUUGUGUUUGUUAGCCAAGGCGGGGACGUAGGCAAUUGGCCGAACUUCGAUAACA
Messenger RNA from Malania oleifera, 3648 nucleotides. RefSeq lists its product as uncharacterized. The record is from RefSeq and is a predicted model, not a curated record. The coding region runs from base 219 to 1079 and encodes 286 amino acids. NCBI's taxonomy places the organism in Eukaryota, Viridiplantae, Streptophyta, Magnoliopsida, Santalales, Ximeniaceae. The transcript is spliced from 4 exons.